UCACUGGAGGCACUCAAGACAAGGCACAAAGAAAGCACCAUUACGGACAAGCAACUGCUCCCAAUGGCUCAGCAGUUAAGCAAUGAACAAGGAAUCACUUUAAUUUCCUCCCAAAAAGCUACAAGGGAAGCAAGAUAUUCCAUGAUAUCUGCAUGCUUUAAUUUCAUCAAUUCCAUCAUCGGCUCUGGGGUAAUAGGUUUACCGUACGCAUUGAACCAAGCAGGACUCCCUUUAGGCUUUUUGCUUCUGAUUGUUGUUGCACUCAUCACAGACUACACAAUCAUCCUACUCAUCAAAGGAGGCAACCUGUCAGGGACAAACAGCUAUCAGUCGCUGAUCCAAAGCACAUUUGGUUUUCCAGGAUUCCUCGUUUUAUCAGUGCUGCAGUUCCUCUAUCCAUUCAUUGCUAUGAUCAGCUACAACAUUACUACAGGUGACACACUCACCAAAGUAUUUCAGAGAAUUCCUGGAGUUGGCCCAGGUCACAUCGUCGCUGACCGCCGCUUUGUCAUCGUAAUGUCCACCGUCUUAUGUACACUGCCUCUCUCACUUUAUCGAAAUAUAGAGAAACUGGGCAAGGUGUCCUUCCUGUCAAUGAUACUGACAGUCAUCAUCCUCGUCAUUGUAAUUAUCAGAGCAGUGACCUUGGGACCUGAAGUACCUCCGACGGAGGCCCCGUGGCUUUUUGCAAAGUGGAAUGCGAUUCAGGCUGUCGGCGUCAUGUCUUUUGCCUUCAUAUGUCACCACAAUAGCUUUCUCAUCUACGGCUCUCUGGUGCAACCCACACUAAUCAACUGGACUCGGGUAACUCACAUCUCGGUGGGCUCCGCGCUAAUAAUCAGUGCCACGUUUGCGUUGGCAGGUUAUGUCACCUUUACGGGCUACACGCAAGGAGACAUAUUUGAGAAUUACUGCAGAAAUGAUAACUUGGCAACGUUCGGUCGCUUCUGUUUUGGUGUCAGCAUCAUCACAACGUUUCCGCUGGAGUGUUUUGUUACUCGAGAGGUGAUUUCGAAUUCCAUUUGUGGUCGAGAGCUUUCCAAAGUGGAACACAUGUUUGUAACUGUGAUCAUAGUUGCAGUUUGUACAGCGAUAUCUUUGGCCUACGAUUGCCUGGGAAUUGUUUUGGAGUUGAAUGGUGUUCUGAGCGCCACACCACUGAUCUUCAUUAUCCCCUCUGCGUGCUUCCUCAAACUUUCCCCUGGAUGCUGGUAUCACCGUGAAAACUUGAUUCCCACCAUUUUGAUUAUUCUCGGGGUAUUCGUCAUGAUCACUGGCUUGACGAUGACGAGCCUCUACCCCCAAGACUGUUCACACGGCGUGGAGAUGUUCUACUGCGCGGAUGCCAAUGUCUCCACCACUGUAUCGCCUGUAUGACUGCAACUUAGGAGGACACUCAGAACAUUGGAAUGUUCUUUUGGACUGCGCAUCGCUUUUUCUUUUACUAAAUGCUCUUCCACAAGAUGACAGUAUGUAAAAUGAACCCGUGUAUUCACCUUUUGCCAUGCAUACAACAGAAUACGGUAACAGCUUUGUGUCUAACUAAGCAGGCCCAGAUUUCACACUUUUUGAAUAGAGACGAGAUCGUCAUUAUUUCUGUACAUAUACUUUUUGUGAUUUUUGUUUGUUUGGUGGUAUGCUGUGAGAUGUUUAUAAUGUAAAAUACAUUACAGUACACGCAUAGAGUUAGUGAUAUUGGGAUUUGGGGUGAAAUUUCAAUGUUUCUUUUUGCACAACUAGCUUUUCUCUAACGAGAAGCUGAACAGCAAAAUUAAGAAGAGGUGUUUUUUUUAAAUUUCAGAAGUCUACUUCUUUGUCUUUCUGUUUCUCUUUCUAUCCCCCUGUAUUUCCAUUGCAACCCCCUAAUGACUCCUUGAAGCGCUAAGAUAGUGAUUCUCAAAAUGUGUUACAAAUACCACUUGUGGUACGCUAGCUCUCUCUUAUGGUACGGAACAGAAUCACUUAAAUGUUUCAACUGCAUAAUGUUAAAGUAUCUUAUUUUUAAAUGUUUAAUCCUGUACAGUACAUUUUUUAAGUACAGUUUAGCUUUAACUUUUAAAUGCAAUACAUUUGCAUUUAAUCUUUUAGAACUGUUUCCUUUCAAACAUUUAGGUACAACUUGUAUUUAACUUUCAUGGCAAAAGAUUCAAAUUGAAUCAUUGUUUAAGUACAGAUUUUUAAAUUAGUUAUAUUUAAGUAUAGUGGUGAUGUUAAAACUGCAUAAUGUUACAAUAAUACUAAAUAUACUUUUUAGUAAUAAGACCUCUGUCUUGUUUUUAAUGACCAUUUGGGGCUACAACGCUUGUUUAUUAUUAUAUAUUUUUUUAAAUUAAUGUUGAUCAUUCACUUUCCUCUGAAAACAGAAUAUGUGUCGUCUUGGUCUCGUGAUGUUUAAAUGUGAACCGCAAGACGAAGAGGACUGUUUAAAUACCAAUUCUAACUUAACCAGGAAAUAUAUCGGUCGCUUCAUGGAUCAAACACCUGUUGUGAAUUUUCCCUUUGAGCUGUUGUCAAACAGCAAGUUGUGGAACAAGUACUGAAACAUUGAACGUGUUGGACAUGCAUUCAUGUACAUUAAAAAUUAAGAGGUUAAACUAAGUUCACCAGUGAAUUCAAUAGUGCCUUUUAGGUCCAUCAUGAAAUUUCACUCGAA
This is a messenger RNA of Phycodurus eques (leafy seadragon), 2653 nucleotides long. It is a transcript of the gene slc38a11, whose product is annotated as solute carrier family 38 member 11. The transcript has 12 exons. Bases 64 to 1377 code for a protein of 437 amino acids. Gene Ontology annotation, molecular function: amino acid transmembrane transporter activity. Gene Ontology annotation, biological process: amino acid transmembrane transport. NCBI's taxonomy places the organism in Eukaryota, Metazoa, Chordata, Actinopteri, Syngnathiformes, Syngnathidae. The record is from RefSeq and is a predicted model, not a curated record.